AUGGAUACUCCCUCCCAUACUAGCUGCAGCGAAAUCCAGAUUCAGCUUUGGGGCUGGAAAUGGAGAUCGUCCUAUUGGUUUAUAACAUUUGUGGUAUGGCUAGGCAUUGUUACAGAUCUACUUGUCUAUUCUAUAGGCAUCCCUGUCGUUCCUUUCCAGCUCAAGGAGCUUGGCUACAAGGACGUCGCCUCCCUGACCGGCUGGCUACUUUUUGCAUUCCUUUCAUCGUUAAUUUUGGUCACAGCUACUAUUCCCGUCGCGAUAUGGUCUGAAAAAUACGACGUUCGAAAGCUUCCUCUUGUCAUAGGAGUAUUCAUACUCAUCGGCUCGCAAAUCAUGUUCAUGGAAGCUCCAACGUAUUGGCUUAUGUGUCUUGCGCGAGUUCUUCAGGGUAUAGGAUCCACAAUGGUGUGGGUUGUCGGGUUGGCUUUACUAUGUGAUAAAACGCCUCCCGAACUUGUUGGAAGACAACUUGGGAUUGCAAUGUCCGGUCUCUCUCUUGGUGCGCUUGUCGGGCCUUCCGUUGGCGGCGCGCUAUACACUCGGUUCGGUUUCCGUGGGCCCUUCAUCUUCGGCGUCAUCGUCGCCGCUUUGGAUCUUGCCUUCCGGUUCCUCAUCAUCGAAGAUGAGAAUGCAAGAAAACUCCGAUCCAGCACUACUGAGAAGCCAGGCAAUGAGAUCGCAAACGAAAACGGUCCGACAAUCAUUGGAGAUGAUGUCAACAUCCAAAGCAGGAAGAUUUUAUUUGUACAGGUCCUCUGUCGGCUGUUCCGGUCACACCGCGCGCUUGCGGCGGCUUUCCUCACAAUGGUGUAUGGUAUCAUCUACAGCAGUCAAGAACCCGUCAUUUCCAAUCAUCUGAAUAGCGUCUGGGGUUUGAACUCCUCAAAAGUCGGUCUCGUUCCUCUUGGCCUCUCGUCACUGCUCUCGGGUUGGUUAGCCGACCAUCAAGGAGCGUCCGUGGUCAUUAUCGUCACUCUGAUCCUUGCUGUACCGUGGUAUGUUGUAAUGAUUAUAGACGGGCACUUGGCGCUGUUUAUUACGGCCUAUGCAUGCGCUUAUUUCUUUGCAUAUGGGGUCUUGUCUCCUUUAGCUGUUGAGCUCGCUUCUGUCGCACGCAGCAUAGAUGACAUUGGAUAUGCCCACGUCUACGGGGCUUUCAAUCUAGCUUACGGGAUUGGCACAACGAUUGGACCCGUUAUCGGUGGCCAGAUGUACGAUCAUAUCACCGAAGGAUGGCUGGCAAUCUGUUUGCUGGCAGUUGGGUUACUUGUGCUUUCCGUAGCCGUAACUUUCUUCUACGUUGGGGACAAGCCUGUCGCUCAAAUUUUUAUCCGGCACAUUAGAUUACUGUAG
Desarmillaria tabescens is the source of this 1356-nucleotide messenger RNA. RefSeq names its product MFS general substrate transporter. Gene Ontology annotation, molecular function: transmembrane transporter activity. The transcript is spliced from 12 exons. The record is from RefSeq and is a predicted model, not a curated record. The coding region runs from base 1 to 1356 and encodes 451 amino acids. Gene Ontology annotation, biological process: transmembrane transport. NCBI's taxonomy places the organism in Eukaryota, Fungi, Basidiomycota, Agaricomycetes, Agaricales, Physalacriaceae.